AUGCUUCUCCCAUCCGCUGUCUCCUGCGACGGCAACAACGGCUAUGCCACGGCGUCGCAAUCCUACCGCCUCCAACCCGCGGCGCAAUUCGCCUCACCACCCAACAGCCCACCGCCGACCGGGCUCGGCCUUAACAACCUGUUCGCGACCUGCCGCAGCCUCCAGGCGCUUCUCGCCGCUGCACCCGCCCCAAGUCUUCUGGCUACCCCUCCCCAGAUCAUCCCGCAAAAGGUCGCCGCUCGCAGCAACAGCAACAACACCAACAAUGGCCAACUCCCCAGCCCUCCACUCACACACGCGCCGUCGCCCUUGAAGCUCCGUCUGCGUCCGCGCAAGCCCGCGGCCUCGGCGGACAACAAUACCACAAACGUCCACAAUGUCGAGACUCCUCGCAGGCGAAAAGUCGUCAAGCGCGCGCCGCCACCACCACCGCCACGCGGCGCCAACAAGAGGCGUCGCAGCGACCAGGACGACGACGUGUCGUCGGACAGCGAGGCGGAGAACCACCACAACGAUGAGGACUCGAUCAUGACAGCAGCGCCGCAGACGCCAAAGCGUGCGCGCAUAGCGCCGGCCAUCGUCCCGCUCGGCCUUGGGCGGGCCGAUUUUCACAACGUGCAUGAGCCUCAACAGCAACAGCGGGGCCGCGAUGGCACCGAGGUUGAGGUCGAGGUGGACGGCGAGGAGUGGAGCGCCGAGGACGACAGGAUCCUGGUGGAGCUGGUGCUUGAGAAGCUCAGACUUUCCAAGGAGGAGUGGCAGGACUGCGCCAGGAGCAUGGGCAGGGACAAGGCAAGCCUCGGGAGGAGGUGGAAGAGCUUGAUGGCACACGGUGAUGUUGGCCUCAAGAGCAACAGCAGGAGUCGGCGUGGACGUAUCCAUGGCACAUGGAGGUAG
This is a messenger RNA of Pyricularia grisea, 897 nucleotides long. RefSeq lists its product as uncharacterized. The transcript has a single exon. Lineage: Eukaryota; Fungi; Ascomycota; Sordariomycetes; Magnaporthales; Pyriculariaceae. The record is from RefSeq and is a predicted model, not a curated record. The coding region runs from base 1 to 897 and encodes 298 amino acids.